Messenger RNA from Quercus lobata, 593 nucleotides. It is a transcript of the gene BZIP4, whose product is annotated as basic leucine-zipper 4. Gene Ontology annotation, molecular function: transcription cis-regulatory region binding; DNA-binding transcription factor activity. Gene Ontology annotation, cellular component: nucleus. Lineage: Eukaryota; Viridiplantae; Streptophyta; Magnoliopsida; Fagales; Fagaceae. Gene Ontology annotation, biological process: positive regulation of DNA-templated transcription. Bases 40 to 486 code for a protein of 148 amino acids. The record is from RefSeq and is a predicted model, not a curated record. The transcript has a single exon.
UUCACUCUUAUAGCUAGUUCUCUUUUUUCUUCAAAAAUCAUGUCAGUGUUUUUCUCCCAAGAACCGGUCCAAUUCCAAUGCCCGGUUCCCGAAGAAACCAGGUUCACGCCAGAUGAACUCCAAGAAAUCUUGUCACUCUUAGAGUCAUCAGGAGGAGACUCUGUCUCCCUCAGCCCAAACUCCGGUUCAGAGGGCUCGAGCCGGGCAGUUUACAAUGACAAUGAGAGAAGGCUGAGGCGCAUGAUAUCAAACCGGGAGUCGGCCAGGCGGUCCAGGUGGCGAAAGAAGAAGCACGUAGAGAACCUCUCGAGCCAAAUGAACCAGUUGGAGUUGGAGAACCAGGAAUUGAAGAAGCGGUUAGGCUCGGCUUUACGACAGUGCCACGUUGUAUGGGGCGAAAAUGAGCGCUUAAGAUUCGAAUCUGUAGCUCUACAGGCUAGACUUUCGAAUCUAUAUCGGAUUUUAUUUACCAUGCAAGCACAGUAAAGCUAAGCUUCCAAAUCGUAAAGUAACUUGUAUUAAAACUCUUUAUGACCUAAAUAAAAAGCUCUAAAUUUGCACAAACUUAGAGCUCUCUAGCUAGAUUUUCUGUC